This is a messenger RNA of Periophthalmus magnuspinnatus, 501 nucleotides long. Its product is annotated as acylphosphatase-2-like. The record is from RefSeq and is a predicted model, not a curated record. The coding region runs from base 75 to 365 and encodes 96 amino acids. The transcript is spliced from 4 exons. Lineage: Eukaryota; Metazoa; Chordata; Actinopteri; Gobiiformes; Gobiidae. Gene Ontology annotation, molecular function: acylphosphatase activity.
UCAGACAGAGCAGCGGUGCUUCCUCCUCCUGCUCCUCCUCUUCUUCUUCAGCAGACCCUGUGGUGGUCUUCAUCAUGUCCGAUCUGGCGUCGGUGGACUUUGAGAUCUUCGGGCACGUGCAGGGUGUUUGCUUCAGAAUGUACACAGAAAGUGAGGGCAAGCGCCUGGGCCUGGUGGGCUGGGUCAAGAACACCCACAGUGGGACAGUGGUGGGCCAGGUGCAGGGGCCCCUGAACCAGGUGGAGGAGAUGAAGGUGUGGCUGAGCAAAGAGGGCAGUCCCACCUCACGCAUCACCAGAGCCUCCUUCUCCAACCAGAGGAGCAUCGAGAAGCUGGAGCUCAAAGGAUUCUCCACACGCUUCUGACCCACUCACAGUACAUCUACUCUGACCCACUCACAGUACAUCUACUCUGACCCACUCACCGUACAUCUACUCUGACCCCCACCCAGUACAUCUACUCUGACCCUCACUCACCUCAUCUACAUAAUGUGCUUGUUUU